AAUUUUCUAUUUAAUCAGCAGAAUUGCAGGUGCAAUUGAACUAUAAAUCUAAAUCUUAAAGAUGAAAUUAAUUUCUACGUUGUUCGUACCGGCCUUAAUAGUUGUCCUAGUGGCUUAUAAUCCUUCCACUGAGGCUAAAGCCCUGUUAGGGUUAUUUGGUGGAAGUAGUAGUGGAGGAUCUACUAGUUUACUUGGAGGAGUGCCUUUAGUGGGCGGCUUACUUGGUGGUUCUGGAACAACCUCAGGUGGAUUGGUAGGAGGCUUACCUGUGGUAGGUGGUGUACUUGGUGGUUCGACAGGAUCUUCGGUUGGCGGUAAUUUACUUGGCGGUCUACCUUUGGUAGGUGGCUUAGUUGGAGGAUCAACAAGCACCAGUGGUGGUGGUUUACUUGGAGGUUUAGGUGGUGGACUUUUAGGUGGCGUAGUUCAAACAGUUGGAAAUACUGUUGGCAACUUAGCUGGCACUGCCCUUAACGUAGUUGGUACUGCUGCUAAUCUAGUUGGAAAUACACUAGCAGCCGCUCUUAAUUUAGUCACUGUUAUACCCGCUACUGCCCUAAAUAUCCUUACCGGUACAUUAGGUUCUGCACUUGAUUUAAGUGGAAAUUCUCCUAUUUCAAUUGUAAGUUCACUUGGUACCGUGUUGGGAGAUUCGUUUGGCGGAAAUGCACCAGCUGGUAUUCAGUCUACUGUUAUAGCUCAAGGUAGUGAAAUAGAUUCACUAUUGGCUAUACUUUAUAACGCAGUACAACUAAAGAACGAGUUGGAAGAAAAAUUAAAAACAGCUGUUGGAGCAGAAAAGGAUGCUCUUAUGGUUAAAUAUAACCAACAAGUUGCUAUUAUCACUGAUCUUGAAGAACGUUUAACACAAAAAUCAUCUGGCUUAAAACUUCUAAUUGAUUCCGCUAACAAUGUUGCUGCUCAACUUCCUAAAGUUACUCUCCUAGAAAGUCAGGUUGCUGAUCUAAAGGCUCAGUUGGCUGCCGCUUCAGGUGCACAAAAGGAACAAAUAACAAUUACACUUAAUGCCCAAGAGACUGCAUUAGAUAAGAAAUAUAGUGAUUUACUCAAUCAAUUGAAAGCAUUUAUCGAAAGUGGUUUGGACAAUUGUAUAAAAACUAUACAAACAACAGGUCCUUAUUUGCCUGCCGAUAUGAUGUCUCUUUUAAGCAACAAAUUAAAUACUAUAACAUCAAAUUUGAAUAGUGCCUUUGGUGAACAAAUACCCAACUUGGGUGGUCUUAUACCUGAUUUGGAUGGUCUUAAGGCAACAUUGGUUGCUUUAGCCCAAAAUCUUCCUGCUCAAUUGUCACAAGUGAGUGAUUUAAUAAACACCAUAGCUGGUUUAAGCCAAAAAUUCCCCACAGCUACACCCGAAGAACAAGCAGCUAUUUCUGCUGCUUACCAACAAUCCAUGGCUGCCUUAAAUGACAAUUUGUCUGCGGUAUUAGGAACAAGCUCUUCCAUAAAAGGAUUUGUUUAUUUAGCAAAACUAAUUUCAGCUCGUUUGUCCGAUGUAAAUGCCUUAAAACAACAGUUAACAACUGCUUCAGCUGAUCAGAAAGCUCAAAUUGCCGCACAAUUGGACCAAAGACAGAAAGAACUUAAUGCCAUUAUUUCGAAAAUGUUGCAAUUGACCCAAACUGUUGCAAACGAUAAUACUGGAACUAUUAGUAUGAAUACAAUUAACAUUUUAAAUAAUGGCCUUUCACCAUUGUUAUCGUUAGCCAAGGUUGGAUUUGAAACUGUUUUAAAUACCGCAGGUGCAGCAGCUGGUUUAGCUGCUGGUAUAGUUAACGGCGCAGCUAAUUUAGUUAGCAAUGCAGCAGGAACUGUAGUUAACGGCGCAGCCAAUUUAGUUAACACUGCAGCAGGAACUUUGGUUAAUGGUUUCAACGGUUUUACAUCUGGUUUGACUGGAAAUAUUGUGCCCGGUAGUAACAUGUAUAUCAGCGGUAGCGCUUCACCAACUGUUACUUACACUAGUAGCAUGAUACCUGAUUCCAGCUUCUGGUAUUAGCUACACCAGCAAUGUAGUCCCAUCUUCUGGUAUGACAUACAGCAGUAACAUGGUUCCAGCUUCUGGUAUGACAUACACCAGCAAUGUAUUCCCAUCUUCUUCUAUGACUUACUCCACAGUAGGUUAAUCCAGCUCCUUUAGCUGAAUAGUAAUUUUAACGCUUUUCUUUAUAAAUGUGUUGAGCUCUUACGAAAUGUUAAUUAUUAUCUUUUAUAAUAAGAAUUUAAAAUAAAUAACGAAUUGAAUAUUCUUAAAA
Molecule: messenger RNA, 2276 nt
Organism: Lucilia cuprina (Australian sheep blowfly)
Lineage: Eukaryota; Metazoa; Arthropoda; Insecta; Diptera; Calliphoridae
Product: keratin, type I cytoskeletal 14-like
Exons: 2
Coding region: 62-2020 (652 amino acids)
Source: RefSeq, a predicted model, not a curated record